Oncorhynchus gorbuscha (pink salmon) is the source of this 2724-nucleotide messenger RNA. RefSeq names its product spermatogenesis associated 20 (gene spata20). The record is from RefSeq and is a predicted model, not a curated record. Gene Ontology annotation, biological process: carbohydrate metabolic process. Lineage: Eukaryota; Metazoa; Chordata; Actinopteri; Salmoniformes; Salmonidae.
CUGAGUAUGGCGUCUGGGAGCGAGGGGCAGGGUAGCCCCCCGUCCACUCCCCAGAGACCCCCCAACCGCCUGGGACAGGAGAGGUCCCCUUACCUGCUGCAACACGCACACAACCCGGUGGACUGGUAUCCAUGGGGACAAGAGGCUUUUGACAAAGCCAGGAGUGAAGACAAGCCUAUCUUCCUGUCAGUGGGCUACUCUACGUGUCACUGGUGCCAUGUGAUGGAGAGAGAGUCCUUCGAGGACGAGGAGAUUGGAAAGACCCUCAGUGACAACUUUGUCUGUAUUAAAGUUGACCGUGAAGAGAGACCUGAUGUGGACAAAGUCUACAUGACCUUCGUGCAGGCAACCAGCGGAGGUGGUGGUUGGCCGAUGAGUGUGUGGCUGACCCCUGACCUACGACCUUUCAUUGGGGGCACCUACUUCCCCCCAAAGGACAGUGGCCGGAGACCUGGACUCAAAACUGUCUUGACCAGAAUUAUGGAGCAGUGGCAGGAUAACCGUGAAGCGUUGGAGUCAAGUGGUGAGAGAGUUAUAGAAGCUCUGAAGAAGGGAACCUCUAUCGCAGCUAACCCAGGGGAAACCCCACCCCCAGCCCAUGAUGUAGCCAAUCGCUGCUUCGUACAGCUCGCACACUCCUAUGAGGAGGAAUAUGGAGGAUUCAGGGAUGCACCCAAGUUCCCCUCACCAGUGAAUCUGAUGUUCCUUAUGUCAUUUUGGUCUGUGAACCGUUCGUCCACUGAGGGGUCCGAGGCGCUCCAGAUGACCCUACACACACUCCGCAUGAUGGCCCUGGGGGGCAUCCACGACCAUGUGGCACAGGGGUUCCAUCGUUACUCUACAGACUCAUCCUGGCACGUUCCCCACUUUGAGAAGAUGCUUUAUGACCAGGCCCAGCUGGCUGUGGCCUACAUCAGCGCCUACCAGGUGUCGGGGGAGCAAGUCUUUGCUGACGUGGCCCGGGACAUUCUCCUCUAUGUCUCCAGAGACCUCAGUGACAAGUCUGGGGGCUUCUACAGUGCUGAGGACGCAGACUCUCUCCCUGCUGCUGGGGGAAGUGAAAAGAGGGAGGGGGCAUUCUGUGUGUGGAUGGGGUCAGAGGUCAGAGAACUACUUCCUGUCGUGGUGGAGGGAGCAACAGGGGGCGCUACAGAGGCUGACAUCUUCAUGCACCACUACGGGGUCAAAGAACAAGGCAACGUGGACAUGGAACAGGACCCUCAUGGGGAGCUGCAGGGCCAGAAUGUGUUGAUUGUGCGUUACUCUGUGGAGCUGACAGCUGCACGCUUUGGCCUCAGUGUAGCAAAGGUCUCUGAGCUACUGGCCUCCGCUAGAGCCAAGAUGGCCGAAGUCAGGAAGAGCCGUCCAGCCCCUCACCUCGACACCAAGAUGCUGGCCUCCUGGAACGGUCUGAUGUUAUCAGGCUUUGCACGUGUCGGUGCUGUGCUGGAUGACAAGGCUCUGCUGGAGAGAGCGGUGCAGGCCGCUGGCUUCCUAAAGGAGCACCUGUGGGACGCGGAGCGACAGAUAAUGCUUCGCUCCUGUUACCGUGGAGAUGAGAUGGAGGUGGAGCAGGGCGUGUCACCCAUUGCUGGUUUCCUGGACGACUAUGCGUAUGUUAUCUGUGGUCUGCUGGACCUGUACGAGGCCACGCUGCAGCCAGAGUGGCUCCGCUGGGGGGAGGAGCUACAGGACCGACAGGACCUCCUCUUCUGGGACGCAGAGGGAGGGGGCUACUACUGCAGCGACCCCACAGAUCCCACCGUACUGCUGCGACUCAAACAGGACCAGGAUGGUGCGGAGCCCAGUGCGAACUCUGUGUCUGCCUUGAACCUACUGCGUCUGUCCCACUACACUGGUCGUAAGGACUGGUCACAGCGUUCACAACAGCUACUGGCUGCCUUCUCUGACCGGCUGACCAGAGUCCCCAUAGCCCUGCCAGAGAUGGUCAGGGGCCUGAUGGCUAACCACUACACACUCAAACAGAUAGUAAUCUGUGGUCAGAGGGAUGCACCGGACACCUCCAGUCUGCUAGCAACAGUCAACUCUCUGUUCCUUCCACACAAGGUCCUGAUGUUAGCUGAUGGGGAGACAGAGGGCUAUCUGUACCAGCGUCUACCCAUCCUCUCCUCCCUGACCUGCCAGGGUGGCAGUGCCACAGCAUACGUGUGUGAGGACUUCACCUGUGCCCUGCCUGUCACAGACCCACAGGAGCUACGCAGGCUACUGCUAGAGUAAAGAAGAGCGGGAGGGAUGGCGAGAGACAUAGAGGGAGAGAGGACCAGAUGAACCCUGUCCUAACCUGCUCCAGCUAACCCAGUCCUAACCCUGCCCCGCUCACCUCCACCUCUACCUUAGUUUAACCUCCUGCAGAGCAGGUAUAACACAUCCCUCUGUAACCCUACAGUAACCAUACUCUCCCUGGCCAUAAGAGCCCAGUCGAAAUGCUCUGUAGAUAGUGGGACCCAGGAGGCGCGUAAUCUCUAGGAGUCACAAGCCAGCAGUUCCAAUAACAGCAGUUGUCUGCAUAACUUAGUCACAGACCUACUAAAGCGAUACCAAGCAAAGGCCGUAUCAGUUCUUCAGCAGUAGACUAAUAAACUGUGUGUAGAUGUCAGUGGAGGCUGCUGAGGGGAGGACGGCUCAUAGUAAUGGCCGGAUUGGAGUCAAUGGAAUGGUAUCAACCAAUGGCAACCACGUUUGAUACCAUUCCAUUGACUCCAU